This is a messenger RNA of Apis florea (little honeybee), 1240 nucleotides long. RefSeq names its product SR family splicing factor SC35 (gene SC35). The record is from RefSeq and is a predicted model, not a curated record. Gene Ontology annotation, molecular function: RNA binding. NCBI's taxonomy places the organism in Eukaryota, Metazoa, Arthropoda, Insecta, Hymenoptera, Apidae.
UCCUACCAUAUUGCGCCUUGAAUUCAUUCUUCCGUUACUCGCCAUCUUGUCUUUGAUGUGCGCGGAUGUCUAGUACUUGAUCUGAAACUGAUUUUUCAUAUUGAAGUGUUCUUUUUAUUAUUUCUGAAGAUCAAAAGAAAUUUAAGAAAAUGAGUUACGGCAGACCACCGCCUCGUAUUGAUGGGAUGGUUUCCUUGAAAGUGGAUAAUCUUACGUAUAGAACGACGCCGGAGGAUUUGAGACGCGUGUUCGAAAGAUGUGGUGAGGUCGGCGACAUUUACAUCCCUAGAGAUCGCUUUACUCGAGAAAGUCGUGGAUUUGCAUUCGUCAGAUUCUAUGAUAAACGCGAUGCGGAAGAUGCAUUAGAUGCUAUGGAUGGAAGGCUGUUAGAUGGUAGGGAACUUAGAGUUCAAAUGGCACGAUAUGGACGACCAACUUCACCACACCGAAGUCGUGGCAGUCGUCGACGAGGAAGAUCACGUAGCAGGAGCAGAGAUCGAAGACGCUCACGUUCUAGAUCACGUAGUAGAUCAAGAAGUCGUGAUAGAGAUCGUAGGCGUUCAUAUAGUCGCAGUCGUAGUCGUUCGCGUUCUGACAGUAAAAGUUCACGUGGAAAGUCUCGUUCUCGUAGCAAGUCUCCAGAUAGACAAAAAGAUAGUCGUUCCAAAUCAAGGGACUGAAGUUGAACCAUAUACAAGUACAACUACAAACAGAUGCACGCGCCGCAAGUGCAGAAUAAUCGUUUCUUGAGAACAAAAAAGGUAUUCUAUUACCCUCUAUAUCUAGAGCAACACUGUCGCACGUUCACAUUUUUUCUGUCACUUACAUAUUAAUUAUGACAACGCACUUCUUGGGUGAAAAAGAUAAAACCCAAAAACUAAUUUUAAUGUAAUGUAUCUAGAAUGUUAGUUUAUUGGAAUCGCGAAGAUUUUCAUUUGCAAGUUUUCAUAAUUAUUCUUACUCUGUUAAGUGAUAUAUUGUCUCAAGCAGUGCUUAUUCCUGAUCAGAAGAAAGUAAAUGUGUUUUUCUGUUUUCGCGUGUAUGGACGUUGUUAUAGCGACCGAAACAGCUUGUUUUGAUCAAUGAAUUAAAGUUUGUUAUAAUAUGCUCUAGCACUUAUAUAAAUGAUAUUUCUGAAUUCUGCUCUUAAAGGUAAAUUUGAAUUUUGGAUAAAUAGAGCAGACAAUAUUCGAAUUUACACUUUAUAAAUAAAUAAAAAGAAUUGUUAUUAGUUUGAUCA